AUGACGACUGCUGGUGCCGCUGUCGGUGCCAGCCCUAUACCACACGCCACGGUUAUGUCCGCCACCAUCGACUUCGAAGAGUUCUUGGAAUACGACGAGGAAGGCUUCGGUGCCGCGAACUCGAUGCCCAACUUCGACCUCUCCAAUCCUAACGCCCUCAAGUUCCUCGAAUCAUCGCAGUCGCUGCACGAAUCCAAGUCUCUCGAGCCCCAGGCCACCCUGCUGGCCAACGGCACCGUCGCCGCUGGAUCACCCGACUCCCUCGUCGACUCAUUCCGAGACUCGUCCUCCGAUUCCGCCUCGUCAAAAAGGACCGGUAGCUCCGCCUCCGGAAAGACAGCUUUGACAGCGGGCGACGUGAUGAUGACAGAUGGAGCCGAUAUCAAGCCUGACUGGGAGACUGCGGCCUUCGCCGACCGUCCGGAAGACAGCGUCUACCUUUUUGGCGGGAACGCCGACGCGACGCUGCCCGGCCUCGACAUGGGCGACGACAGAUUCAUGGAAGAGUCGUUUGACUUCGAGAGCGCGUCCAGCAGUCCGGACGCUAUCAGCGCUGUCAACAUGGAAUCACCCGAGAUGCCCACCAUUCACACCAAUGGCCCGCAGAAGGCUCCGCCUCCGAGCAGUACCAGAGCCGGAAAUCACGCCAAGAGGAAUUCCCAAUACUCCAUUUCGCAGCCCAUGAACGGACUGAAAAUGACCAACUCGAGGGAGUGCUCACCAAUGUCUCAGAAUUUGAUAACGAGCCAUGAGGCAUCCCCUUCAGCCGCCUUCUUCAACAGCUCACCAUCGCCGCGAGGCGCCGGUCAAGAUUUUUCGAAUGCCGCCACAAUGAACGCUAUGAACCCGAACGGAUUUUGGCCGACGAAAAUGGACCCCGCGCAACAACAAAUGUUACACAACAUGUCUAUACAGUCUCAAUUUCACGCACACGAUGGUCUGCCAGUCAUGCCACAACAGAUGCCGAUGUUCACCCAACCCAGCUACGACUUCCUGAACCGUGGGUGUCGGUUGACGAUCCACCCGACACCAACAAAGUCCCGCGUCGAGACUCAGAUUCCCAUCAAGAUGACUCUCUUCCCGCUUCCUCACGGCAUCAAGCGCCUCCACCUGCCCACACAUACCAUUUCGAAGCCAAAGUUACUAGCGAAGCCACCAGUCGAGCGUUCUCAGGACACAUUGGAGCUCUACACCAUGCUAGUGUGCACUAGUGCCAUGGUCAGCGAGGAUAACAAGCGCAAGGCCUUCCAGCGCGCCGCAGCCGCCACCCACAGCCCUUCCUUGAACGCCCGAUCUGCUAGUGAGGACGAUGAUGAGGAGAACAAGCCGCAGAACGGAGGCGAAGUUCGCAUUUGCAACGGCUGCAUCACGCGAGAGAGAAAGCGGGCGGCUAGAAAGAAGAUCAAGAAGGUCGAAGAGGAAGAGAUGUGGAAUCGGGAUGAGAACCGGCGCGUGAUCGUCUUCAACACCCAGGAAAUCAAGGAGUGGCAGACGCCCAAUGGCGUCGUGUCUGACUCCACCGUGACAGGGCGACCAGAACCGGUAGCUCCUCCUGGAGCGAUGCAGGUAGACGCGCCUAUGCGCAUUGCCUGUUACUGCCGCCACCAUGCAGAGAAGCAGGGUUUCCAAGUCAUCUUCACCAUCAAGGACUGGCAAGACCGCGUUGUUGCCCAAGAAAUAUCUCAGUCGAUCAUGAUUACCGACGAUCACAAGACGCACCCAUUGCCGUCAUUGCCACCCGCUGCCUCGACCUCCGAGAACAACCUCGUGCCGAUGAUGAACACGCCGCUUGAUACCAGCCCACUCAGCUCGGGGGCUGCUCCGUUCCGUCUGUCGCAUUCCAGCUCCGAUCUUCAAAGCUUGCAGCGUAACGCACCUCCGGCCCCGGCUCCGUCGUUCCCCGCUGCGAACGCCGUGGCUAAGCAGCCAGCCCCCGCACCUUCGACAACGAACGCUCGCUCUUUAUCUCGGCCCCCGUCCCCAAGUUUACACGCCGGGCCGAUGACAAAGAAGCGCAAGGCCAGCGGAUCGAGGGUUCCUGCUCAUAUGACGAUGACUCGCUUGGAUACGACCCCGCCACCAACUCAGAUGCCUGUCAAUCCAGUGCCACCGGCAGCCUCUGCUUCCACAUCGCCGUUCACGCCUAACCUCACCAACUUCCAGACUCCCCCUGAUACUGUGUUCCAAAAUGGAGCUCCGUCGAACAUCCCACAGCCGUUCGCUACCGGUCCACCGACACCCAACAGUAACGACCAGACCUUGUUCACCAACGCCAACCGAUCUGCCAGCAUGGAAAAUAUGGCGAUGCCCAUGUUCUCAGCCCCUGCAUCAGCCCACCAAAGUCGCGCUGCAAGCCCAAGUAGACUGGCAAACGGUGUGAACGCUGUACAACAAAGUCAAUUCAAUACCAUGCAAUAUCUUCCUACUGCGGUUGCUCCAACACGGCCUCAGCCAACCAUUCACAAAAUCAUUCCCAACGAAGGACCUAAGUGCGGUGGCAUCGAGGUGACCAUUCUUGGCGCGAGCUUCUACCAAGGCUUGGAGGUGCUAUUCGGAGACCAGAAGGCCACAACCACCACCUUCUGGGGCGAGUCCUCCUUGGUGUGCCUCUUGCCACCGGCGCCUGUCGCUGGGCCAGUCGUGGUCACUUUCAAACAAAGCCAAGCUCAAGCCGGACAGCCCUUCAGUGCCCUCUCCAAGCAGAAUCAAGUAUUUAAGUAUAUUGAUGACGACGAGGAGAAGCUCAUUCGCACCGCGCUCUCGAUUCUUGGCCACAAGAUGUCUGGUCAGUUGGUUGACGUCAAGGAGCUUGCUCAACGCAUCAUUGGUCAAGGAGAUUCCAGUUGGGGCGGUCCUGGCCCCUCGGGCAACGGUGGGUUUGGCGGAAACACUUUCAACAUGAGCACGGAAUCCCAGCUGUUGAAGUUGCUUGAGUUGAUCGACCUUGAUGACAACCCGAGGAUGUCUCGCCUGGAUCUUAGGAGAAACACAGGUCACACUAUGCUGCACAUGGGUUGCGCUCUGGGAUACCAUCGUUUCGUUGCUGGGUUGCUUGCGCGUGGUUCUAACCCGGACCUCCGGGACAAGGGCGGCUUUACUCCCAUGCAUCUGGCGGCGAUGAACGACAACGAGUCCAUCGUUCGCAAGCUCAUGCAGGCUGGCGCUGACCCUACGAUCCGUAGUCUUUCGGGACUGCGGCCGGCUGACGUUGCUCAAUCACGCAAGGUGGUUGAGCACAUCCGUCGCUGCGAGCGUCACAUUCGGUCCCGCAGCGGAGGUUCUCUUCACAGCAGAGCCAGUAGUGCCGCUUCGCUGCGGUCUCUUUGGGACCCUCUCGGCAUGUCCAGCGAGGAAGAGUCUGCAGACGACGGUGAGGAGAGCCCCGAAUACUCAUCUGGCGACUACGAGGACGAAGAAGAGGAGGAGGACUCAUGGCUCGACAUGCGGCGUCGUUCCAGUGGGCAUGCGUUCACCCCUCGUCCAGACCGACAAGCACUGCAACGAGGUCACGAUGAGGUUGAGCCAGGUCUCGCAUCACCGACCACCGCCAUAGCCUCGGCCGUGAGGGAUCAGUUUGCUGCUCAGAUUCAGCAGUUCCAGCAAGCGAUGGCACAUUUCCCCAACCUACCUCAAAUGCCGGCAUUGCCAAGGAUGCCCAUGUUGCCGGACUAUCAGGCGUAUCUUCAGCAGAACCCGUUCAUGGGUAGAGUCACUUCGCUGAUGCCUGGUAUGUCAACCUCUAGACCAGGAUCGUCAGGCGACGAAAACCCGAGACAAAUGGACGGGCGUUGGUGGGAUCUGUCAGCCUUUAGAACCACCAACAACAACUCAGCUCCGCCACCGGCGUACGACGAGAUCUUCCCUCAGGAGGAGCUGGACCGCAAGCAAGCCGCGGCUUUGAACUCUGCUGCUGAGGCUGUUGCGGACAGAUCUAUCGCUGUCGGAACACAAAUCACUGAGACCGUCGAGAUAUCGGAGGCUUCAUCAAGCGCGACGCCAGUGCCGAGUGUGCUCAAGAUCGGCCGCAAGAGUGCUAUCACCAAAGAGCAGCAACAAAACUUCCUCAGGGCGCGCGAGGCCAAGUUCAAGGGGAUGCGCAGCGACAAGAACUUGUGGUUCGUCUGGAUCCCGCUCCUCACCUGCAUUUUGGGUGUGAUGCUGUACAGUCGAUUCCCUCAAAACUUCGCCAUGCUUUGGGCCGUCAUCCUUCGUUUGGCUGCAAAGUUUGACCAGGUGCCCGAGAUGGUCAGAAAUGUCCAGGACCGCGUCGUCGAGGUACUAUGA
This is a messenger RNA of Colletotrichum gloeosporioides, 4284 nucleotides long. RefSeq names its product Protein MGA2. Gene Ontology annotation, molecular function: enzyme inhibitor activity; phosphatase regulator activity; protein binding. The coding region runs from base 1 to 4284 and encodes 1427 amino acids. Lineage: Eukaryota; Fungi; Ascomycota; Sordariomycetes; Glomerellales; Glomerellaceae. The record is from RefSeq and is a predicted model, not a curated record. The transcript has 3 exons. Gene Ontology annotation, cellular component: cytoplasm.